Funneliformis geosporum is the source of this 450-nucleotide messenger RNA. The record is from the annotation of a GenBank genome assembly. NCBI's taxonomy places the organism in Eukaryota, Fungi, Glomeromycota, Glomeromycetes, Glomerales, Glomeraceae.
GUUGUUUUGGCAUCUCUUUCUCCAGCACCACAAAAUUUGUAUAACUUGCUUACACAAGAUAAUCCAGAUUCAGAUGAACCUUUUGUAACUCAUAUUAGAGCAUACAAUCAGGUUCUUGCAUUCACAUCUUUAGGUGUAAACCUUGACAAGGAACUUGCAAAUGCAAAAAAAGGAGUUUACACUUUUAGGAUUCAAGGAGCAUUAUAUCAUCAAAUUGGUGGUCUUAUGCCAAGAUAUGAUGAUGAAAAACCUUUAUUUGCUCAGAUCUACUUUUUUGAUUCAAAUAUGGAUAAUCAACUUAAAAGAAGACAAGAAAUGUUUCCAAAUUUGAAUGUCGAUAUGCUUAAAGAGUUACAAAAUGAAUUAAAUAUAAUCAAUCCAUUUGUUAAUCAAUUUGUAACUGCAGGAGCAAAGGCAAAAAUAGAAUCAGAUAAUUCUCAUUGGAGAAUG